AUGCUUCGAAACAUGUGGCCAAUAUCUAUUGUGAACCCUGACGAGAUCGUGCAGUACCGUACCUCCAGCUACCUCAAGAGGCAGACGGAAGCUGCCACGAUGCCGUCAUCAGCCGAACUGAUGCGGAGACUGGAUGAAUUCGCAAGGCAGAACCCCAAAAGCAGGACGAGCAAAGCUCUGAAAGCCAAAGAAAUAUCCUUGGAAGCCUUAGCCGAAGCCAUCAGUCAGACAUGCAGCUUUGCUGAACCCUCGUCACUGGAGAAUCCGAAAGGGCUCAGGCAGUGGGGUGACGAUGUCAGGCAGUGGUACCUGUCAGAGUUCCAAGCUGACAGACAAAGGCAGAUGGAGGCCAGAUCAUAUGAUGACCAGGGCACAAGUGUGCAGACGAUUACCAUGAAGGUACUUGGGAUCCCUGCAUACUUUUCCAGACAGGUGGAAAACUUAUGCCUCAAGCUUGAAGAGCAAGGCUUGAUCGUCGAUCAGACGCAAGACAGCAGGAGCCUGAUCUUCAAGGCUCCCUUGAAGCCUGACCUUGUGCAGGCAGCGGAGAUCCCAGCAGUGAUCACAUUUGUCCGCAAUGAGGCGGCUGAGAAACUCUGGAAAGGAGAAGGUACCUUCAAGGUGGCAGGCAGGAGGAUCCUAGCAGUGAACCCAGCAGCCAACCCACCGAUCUCGUUCAAGAUGCGGCCAAAGAAGGAGAACAUGGGCAGAGUUGGAAUCCUAGCUGAGGUGGCCCAACUCCUGAUGCUCAACGAUUCGAGCACAGGUGACAUAUGUGAGAUCUACAGGCAGCUAUGCCUGAAGCAGGGAUUAGCGAUCAUUGAUCUGAUCCCAAACGCGGGAAUGACAGUGAACCUCCCCCCCAAGAGGAACCUACCGCCAAAGAAGGUGUUCGCUGCGGUAGGAAUAGAAACAGUCAACCAGAACAGAGAGGUCGACUGGAUCGCAACGUGCUCGAGCCUUGAAGCAGCGGACAUCGUUCUUCAAGCAUUCGAUCGACAUGGAAAGGAUCGUGCAGGAGUCACUUUGGGACUGGUCUCAGAGAAUGACAAAAUACUGAAAUGGUUCUCAGUGCAGAUGGAAGCAACGGCGCUGCACAAGAAUAUGAAGAAUGCGGUGCGACAAGAGGGCACGGCAAUGGCAACGGGAGCAGAGAUGCUGGAAGUUCUCCCGAAAUGA
Messenger RNA from Guillardia theta CCMP2712, 1179 nucleotides. RefSeq lists its product as hypothetical. The record is from RefSeq and is a predicted model, not a curated record. The transcript has 2 exons. NCBI's taxonomy places the organism in Eukaryota, Cryptophyceae, Pyrenomonadales, Geminigeraceae. Bases 1 to 1179 code for a protein of 392 amino acids.